AUGAAGUCCGCCGUUAUCCUCCUGGCGUUUUGGGUGGGUUACUCCAGCUGCAGCAAGCACGUCGUCAACACCACUCUUCUUCGCCCUGCGGCUGGAAACGGCACAGCAACCACGGAGAACAACGGCGUCGCCCCAAAAGGCAGACUCGAUGAAACAGUACCCCCCUCCGACCCUUCAACAUCUGCUUUUGACACCGUCUCCGAAUUCAGGGAUUGGCGUCCGACGGAAGGAUGCACAGGUGUGUGGUGCGAGCGAAGGCAAAAGACGAAAAAGGUGAGCAAAGCGGAUAUUUGCAUUUCAGGACGGGACCGCACCACAAAGUCGGGCAAUCUCUGCGAGUUCUCGUGCAGAUACGGCUUCUGUUUAGAGUCUCUGUGUGAGUGCACCGCCAAGGGCUCGCCAAACGCCGUCCCAGGCGAGAGGGAGGUCCACGUCGUCGCCAAGGACGACGCAGACAGAGACUUGAAUCACCUCUGCCAGUUCAGCUGCAAGUAUGGCAAUUGCCCGACGGGCGUAUGCACCGUUCGCGCCCUACCCCAGCCUGACUACCCUGUCGACUAUGGGGAACGGAUCCGCAAGAAGUCUGCACGGAAGUGCUUCAUCUACAAGGAGUCCAAGCACUGGGAGGCCCAAAAACAGAGAUGCGAAAUGGUCUGCAGCAAAGAGCUUGAACAGGCCGAGAAAGAGGGCAGAACAUCCAGCGCAAUAUGUGUGGGCUUCUGGCCAGUUGACAAACCAAUUCCUUGGCAAGAAUUGAGAGAAGAACAGACGGUUGCCCCGGGGACUUGCUAUUGCGACAACAAACUGGUCAAUAAAAUAUCAGACAGUGUCUUUGAUGCUGGAGCGGCAAUUGUUCGUGUGGGUAAAGGAUUCUCUACAGGCCCUACGGCACUGAGUGGUAGGAGUAAAGCUUAG
This is a messenger RNA of Colletotrichum navitas, 915 nucleotides long. RefSeq lists its product as uncharacterized. The record is from RefSeq and is a predicted model, not a curated record. The coding region runs from base 1 to 915 and encodes 304 amino acids. NCBI's taxonomy places the organism in Eukaryota, Fungi, Ascomycota, Sordariomycetes, Glomerellales, Glomerellaceae. The transcript has a single exon.